Molecule: messenger RNA, 793 nt
Organism: Lolium perenne
Lineage: Eukaryota; Viridiplantae; Streptophyta; Magnoliopsida; Poales; Poaceae
Molecular function (GO): DNA-binding transcription factor activity
Source: RefSeq, a predicted model, not a curated record
UCACUUUCCCGAUCAGGGCUGCAUGCCGCCUCCGUUUAAAUACCACAGCUUCCCCCUGCGUGCGUGUCGUUCGUAUGUGUAGAUUCAGGAGGAGGAGCGAUCGAUCUGCCAUGGCGACUGGUGGCGGCGGCGAAGGGCUGGCGGGGAAGAAGAGGAAGUCCGCCGAGGCCGAAGACAUGCCGCCGGCGAGAAGGGAGCCGAGGCGGGGGCUGGGCGUGGCGGCGCUGGAGAGUAUCAGGGCACAGCUCGAGACGGUGGAGAAUUUCUACGUGUUCCCGUCCUUCUCGCCGCCGGCGCCACAGCCACCGCCAUCAUCGCUAUCUGCAUCCGUGAUGGUCCCCAGCGUGCGAUUCAAUCCAUACGUCGGAAAUGGAGCCGCGCAAAGAGAUUACUGCUAUACUCAGUAUUAUGGCCCCCAGCAUUACGGUCUGCCCAGCAGGUACCUGCAGCAGCUGCAGGCAUCCAACGGCCACGCCCUGCCACGCCAUCUGCAGAAUCAUCAGGCGGGGCAGAAGAAUGACAUCGCCAUGGCGGCCCCUCUGCUGGACAAGAAGGAUCACCGUCGUCCGCCGCAGGCGCACGGCCAGGCCAAGAGACCUCCGGUUGCGUUUGUGGACCUCGUAGACUCCGACGACGAUGAACACAGCGCCGAAGAAGAACUGGACCUCGAGCUCAGGCUCUAGUCGCUACAAUUUAGAACACGAUCUUUUUCAUUUCCUGGUUAUUUUGCCUUCACGUCCCGAUUGAACCGGUGGAUUCUUUUUCUUUUUUGCAUAGAAGCUGCAACUGUGGA